GCCUCUGACGUCACGUUCAUCGCUUUGUCUCGAGCUGCGUCGGGUGGACGUUGAGAGUCAGCUCAGCAUAACGGCACAAAACAACCGACCACUAAAACCUCAAAUUACGUUAUUUAUCUCAGAAAGAGCAGUCAUGCCGUCCGACAGACCUUUCAAACAACGACGGACAUUCGCUGAUCGAUGCAAGGAGGUACAGCAGAUUCGCGAACAGCAUCCUACUAAAAUUCCGGUUAUCAUUGAGCGAUAUAAGGGAGAGAAGCAGCUUCCUGUUUUGGACAAGACCAAGUUUCUAGUACCCGAUCAUGUCAACAUGAGCGAACUGGUGAAAAUUAUCAGGCGCCGACUCCAGCUGAACCCCACCCAGGCCUUCUUCCUGCUGGUUAACCAGCACAGCAUGGUGAGUGUGUCCACCCCCAUCUCUGAGAUCUAUGAGCAGGAGCGGGACGAGGAUGGCUUCCUCUACAUGGUCUACGCUUCCCAGGAGACCUUUGGCUGCUAAGCCAGCUUCGGCCGAGAGGGGAAGACGAGGUGGUCCGAGAGAGAGUCUGCUACUCGUUUGCGCUCUCCUUCCCUCUCUCAUAUCUAGCUUUCCUCCUGCUGUCAUGAAACUGACACUACCAUGAUCGCCGUGCGUAUGUAUGUGUGGGUGGGUGGGACGCGAGUGUGCGUUCGACUGUACCCACUAGUCUGUCUCCGUUGACCUCUUUUGCAACCCGGUCCUCUCGUUCCAUGUAGUGACACGAGCCUGUGUGUGUGUGUGUGUGUGUGUGUGUAAGGAGUCGUUCUCACUUUCAGAUCGGGCACAGUUCCUUUCACAGUUUUGUUUUCACAUCCUCUGGUUUUGUUGGUUAUACGACAGCCAGAGUGUAAAAUAAUCAACACUUUUGUCUCGUUGUAAAUAGGCAGGUGGCGGUUAGAUCCUUUUAUAAAGAUGAGUCUGUAGUCUUAGGCAUUAUUACAUUUUCACGCUUGCUUCUGCUAAUUGUUUAUGAUGCUGGUGUGAUAUUUUAAGUUUUUUCAAAAUAAAACCGUGAACAAAGCGUUAGAGAAUUCUGUUCAACGUUCCUUGCCUCGUGUACAGCAACGUCAUGACCCUACUAACAGGCUUAAAAAAACAUGAAAAGCUUACUAAUGCAUUUGUCAGUUGUGGCAAAAAUAACGCCCCACCUAGACUCACCGUGUUGUGAUGCCCGUGACACAUGUAGAGGUGACACAUGUAGAUAUUUUAGACAGUUAUGGUAGAAUGGAGAUGGGGGACAAUGGUUUGUUUGUAGGUUUGAUGCAGCUCCGCUGUCUCCGUUGGCCUAAUCUGGGGUUUGAACACUUUGUUUGUUUUUUUGUGUUGGUCUUUGCUGCUACCAUGUCCUAUAAUGGUGGCAACACCUAAAAACCGCUGUAGCAUUCAGUAUGGUGUAUGAAUAUGGUGUGUGUGUGUGUCUGUGUGUUCUGCUCCAGUGUAACAACAGGCUGUACUGUACAGACAGGGAAAACACUACAGUGAAAGACACUGCUAGAAAUGUAGAGAUGAAUCUGCUUCUUUUGCACAAAUGAAACAGCUGAAAGGAUCAACUGUCAAAUUUUAAAGCUCCAAUGACUCCAGCAUUAUUAUACAUUUUGUAUCCAGCUUAUUUCCUUUGUCGUUUUGCGACACGUUUGCCUUGUCUGAACAUUAGUGAAGGGUUUAUGUUGCGCUACGUCCUUGCAUGUGUGCCCUUGACCUUUUUUUUAUAUUUUAUGUUACAGAUUUGUUAAUUAUUUUAACUUUAUUUAAAACAAAAAAAGGAAGUCUUUUUAGAUGUUUUCAGACCAACCAAUGAGAAAUAAUAAUAAAAAAAGAAAUAUGUAUGUAUGUUUGAAACAAGUGUGUAUAAAACACCACAUGAUUAAC
Messenger RNA from Electrophorus electricus (electric eel), 1888 nucleotides. RefSeq names its product microtubule-associated protein 1 light chain 3 alpha (gene map1lc3a). The record is from RefSeq and is a predicted model, not a curated record. Lineage: Eukaryota; Metazoa; Chordata; Actinopteri; Gymnotiformes; Gymnotidae.